Messenger RNA from Pedinophyceae sp. YPF-701, 1665 nucleotides. Lineage: Eukaryota; Viridiplantae; Chlorophyta; Pedinophyceae. The record is from the annotation of a GenBank genome assembly.
AUGCCCAGGAUCAAGGACCUCAAUCCCGAGAAGUACAAGGACGACGACCAGCAAUGGCGGGCCACGAAGUCGAUCCACGACCACUUCUGGGCCCCAAACAAUGAGUCCAAUCGUUAUCUUGCGUCAAUGGUCACAGAAACGUCGCGAAUCUACCUGCGCAAACACGACAGGUAUCCGCCGGGCGUGCCCGGCGUUGCGCGCAGCGGCCCGUACGCGCUGCCGCCAUCAGGUGGCGAGGUUCCGGAUGACGUGAGGAGGUCCCUGCGGCACGUGGCGAGGGAGUACGGGAUGGAACCUGCGACGACGGCGCUGGGCCGGCCCACGCACCUGUCCCAGCGCCCAGGCACCGCGCCCGUCCAGUACGGCAUCCCGUCGGACGCGGCAGUCCUGCGCCGCAACGCCGCGCUCGAGGAGGAGGCCCGCGUCGCCAACUCGAAGAGCCGCCGUCUCGACGAGGAAGUUGAAGACGUGAUGGACGCAAUCGUCGAGGAAGUCGGCGACAUCGAACCGAAGGAGGACGCGGCCCCCGCGGCCCCAAAAGACGGCGAAGAGGCGGCCGAGGAGGCGUCGAGCGACGACGGGUACCUGUCGUCGGACCUGACGUCGGACGAGGACUCCCCCGGGGGUGCUGGCGCCCGGCGCGGCGCACCGAGCGGGCCGGUGCCGUCGGCGACCCCGCGGACGUCGCAGGCGCGGCAGCGGAGCGCGCCGUCGGGGCCGGACGUGCGCGCGUCGGCGCCCGCGGCGACGGGCGCGAGGCGCGCGCGGGGGUCGUUUGCCCGCUCCAGGACGAUUGGGUACAAGAGCGCCGUGCUGUCGUCGCUGACGCGCGAGGAGUACGAGGAGUACAAGCAGCGGGCGUUCCGGCGGACGUUCCGCAACAGCAGCGCCCCGCGCGCCGUGGACGCGGACGUGCUCACGGGCCACCCGGUCCGGGGGAAACACCCCCCCCCGGAGAACGCGAGCGAGGAGGACAUCCUGCGGCUGCGCGAGGAGGAGCUGUGGCGCCGCGCAAAGGUCCGGACGUACGACACGGAGCACCACGAGCGCUCCCGCGGCGGCGCCGGCCCGUUCUGCUCCCAGUACGUGCAUUACAAGUACUACGGGUACGCCGGGCAGGGUGCGAAGACGUCGUGGGCGCACAAUCCGAAGUACUCUCCGCUCGAGGGGUACCGCGGGCCGGGCGAGAAGGGCAGUCUGACGGACCACAUCCCGCUGGAGGUGACGCGGUCGACGCAGUUCAUGCUGCACGGGCGCGACAAGCUGCAGGCGCACAACCGGACGGCGCGCACGACCACGGUGGACCUCGUGACGGGCCGGGAGGUCGACACGGGGAUCCGGGGCAUCAAGCAGCCGCUCGAGGGACACAUUCUCGAGGAGCGGCGCGAGGCCGAGGCGUGGCGCAAGGAGAUGAGCAAGGCCAAGUCGACGCGCAAGGCGACGGUCGUGACGCACCGCGCGCCCCGCCGCUACCACGGCACGCGCCCUUACCACGAGAACUACCAGCACUACAAGUACUUCGGCUUCGCGGGGCGCGGCGCGACCACGGCGUACGCCCACAACCCGAAGCUCCGCGCCCUGAAGGUCCUCGAGGCGGACCUCGAGGAGCUCGUGCUCGACGGCAAGCCGGCGGUGCGGGCGUCGGCGGCGGAGACCGGGGCGUGA